UCACAGUGACCAUUAUCAUUAAAUAUGGCUACCAAAUCCCUUUAUAAGUAGCCCAAAACUUUGAAAGGAAUAAGGCCUGCUCCACCCUCACCCUCACCCUCUUCAUGGAUUCCUCACUUGUCUCAUGUGCCUCAAGUUCCUUCACUUCUUCUACCAAGGAUACCCAAUCCUCUACUCUUUCUGCAAACACUACCGAGAACAUUUUUGAGCCCCUACCUCUACUAAGACGCUUGCUUAACUCACCCACCUCAACAGUUGAGGAUAAUAAUCAUCAAAGAGACUGCGAGGACGCCGACGAGGUCACAGUUGCAUUACACAUUGGCCUACCUAAUUUCACCAAUGAGUCCUUCAAACCAAAUGAGAAGAGAGAUGACAAUGUAGCCAUGGAUGUAGCUGCUACAAAGUUUUGGGUACCUACCCCAGCACAGAUACACAUUGGCUUCACCCACUUCACCUGUCAUAUCUGCAAGAAUACCUUCAACCGCCACAGCAACCUACAGAUGCACAUGUGGGGACAUGGGUCACAGUAUCGUAAGGGACCAGAAUCACUGAAGGGAGAAGAACCAAGAGCCAAGUUAAGCAUCCCUUGUUAUUGUUGUGCACAAGGAUGUAAGAACAAUAUCAACUACCCAAGAGCCAAGCCUCUUAAAGACUUCAAGACACUCCAAACUCAUUACAAGAGGAAGCAUGGGAUGAAGCCCUUCAUGUGUAGGAAGUGUGGGAAGUUGUUGGCAGUGAAGGGUGACUGGAGAACCCAUGAGAAGAACUGUGGAAAGUUUUGGCUUUGUGUUUGUGGGUCAGACUUCAAGCACAAGAGAUCUCUUGAGGACCAUAUCAGGGCUUUUGGCUCUGGUCAUGGUCCCUGCUUCCCUACUUCCAUUGAAGGCUUUUAAGAAGUUUAACACUAUCAGUCUAUCAGACCAGUUUAUCUUUCAUCUCCAUUCAACUAUUUAAUAUAUAUAUAUAUAUAUAUAUAUAUAUCCAUGAAAGGGGAACAUGUAUGUGUGCUAUAUAGAUUCUUGUAUGGAUAUGAAUGAGGUAGUGUAAGGUCCUCUUCUAUUCUUAAUCGCACAAUUUUUGUGUAAUUCUCUCGUAUAUGCGACAUCUGUACAUUUUCAAACUCGAAUGAUUGUAGAAGUUUAAGGCAUUUUCUGAAAAUAUACAGAUGUUGCGUGUACAGAGAGAAUUGCACGAUUAAGUAUUGAAGAGAAUCAAGAUCCGAUGGACUAUGACCCUACAUCUAAUUAUUUGUACAGGAUGUAAGUAGCUUUUUCUUACUUAUAAUAAUGUUUUGUGAAA
This is a messenger RNA of Macadamia integrifolia, 1299 nucleotides long. RefSeq names its product protein TRANSPARENT TESTA 1-like. The record is from RefSeq and is a predicted model, not a curated record. Gene Ontology annotation, biological process: regulation of gene expression; anatomical structure development. Lineage: Eukaryota; Viridiplantae; Streptophyta; Magnoliopsida; Proteales; Proteaceae. Gene Ontology annotation, molecular function: DNA-binding transcription factor activity. Gene Ontology annotation, cellular component: nucleus.